AUGAUGAUGACCCGGCAGGUCGUGGCCAAACCCCGUAGACCGGCUCUAAGGGGAGCUGGUUACCUGCUGCAUGCUCAGUCCUCCUCCUGUCUGUCGCUAACAGAGGAACUUUUCCUGGAAGCUGCUGAAUAUGGAAACAUCCCCGAGGUGAGGCGGAUGCUGGAGGAGCUGCCAGGACUGGAUGUCAACUGUGUGAACUACAUGGGCCUGAAUGCGUUACAGCUGGCUGUUGCCAACGAGCAUUUAGAGGUGACGAAGCUCCUGCUCAAGAAGAAAGACCUCUGCAGGAUAGGAGACGCUUUACUCUUAGCCAUCAGUAAGGGUUACAUCCGUAUAGUGGAGGCCAUACUGACCCAUCAGGCCUUUGCAGAUGGUCAGAGACUGACUCACAGUCCCAGCCACGCAGAAACACACCAGCACUUCUUUGCCUACGACGAGGAGGGCACACGCUUCUCUCACGACAUCACUCCAAUCAUCCUGGCGUCGCAGUGCCACGACUAUGAGAUUGUGCACGCGCUCUUUAUGAGAGGAGCCCGAAUAGAGAGACCCCAUGAUUACUUCUGCCAGUGCAGGAUCUGCAGCGAGCAGCAGAGGCGUGACUCGUUCAGCCAUUCACUGUCCCGUAUUAACGCAUACAAAGGGUUGGCGAGCCCGGCGUAUCUGUCCCUCUCCAAUGAAGAUCCCGUGAUGGCGGCCCUGGAGCUGGGAAAUGAGCUCGCAGUUCUCGCAAACGUUGAGAAGGAGUUUAAGGUGCAGGGAUGAGAGAAUACACACACCUGUGUUUUUGUUCAUAAACGAGUUUCUGAGUGUUGACUUUGCUUUUUUACAGAAUGAAUAUCAGAAACUGUCCAUGCAGUGCAAAGACUUUGUGGUGGGGCUCCUGGAUUUGUGUCGAAACACGGAGGAGGUGAAGGCCGUCUUAAACGGGGACGCUGAGUCAAGUGAAAGCUCUCCGACCCUCAGCAGACAAAACCUGAUCCGGUUAAAGCUCGCGAUAAAAUACGAGGUCAAAAAAGUGAGCACUUAAGAUGAACUCUUAUCAAAGUACUUCAUCUUCUCUGUCUUUACACCCCGUGAUGUUUCUUCUCUUUUCUUCUUUCUCUCACAUUUUCACACUCUCAUCAUGCAGUUUGUCGCACAUCCAAACUGCCAACAGCAACUCCUCUCCAUCUGGUACGAGAACUUGUCAGGACUUCGUCAGCAGACCACGGCGGUAAAGGUCCUUCUGGUCCUCGGUGUCGCUGUCGGGUUGCCCGUCUUGGCCUUUGUUUACUGGAUAGCGCCAUCAAGCAAGGUUAGUCACCAAAGAAGAUAGACAAAAAAGUUGUGCGGUCUGAAAGAUAUUAAUCUCUGUCUUGUUUGUCCUUCUCGUUCUUCUUUCAGCUGGGGAAACUCAUGUGUGGACCUUUCCUGAAGUUUGUGGCUCAUGCAGCUUCUUUUAUAACAUUUCUUUGCUUACUGAUCUUGAACGCAGCCGACCGCUUCGGGGGAACGUCGCUGCUGCCCAACAUGACGACCCAUGAUGACCCCUCACAGCUGUUUCGAAUGAAAACCACCCCCUUCACCUGGAUGGAGAUCCUCAUCAUUUCCUGGGUCAUAGGUCAUUUUAGCUCUCAUCUCUAACUUGCUUUUGUUUCAUAUUGUUGAAUUUCAUCUCUCUGCUGUUCAUACAGGGUCAAGGAUAUUAGGAGUCAUUGGGGAGUUAUAAAACCCCCAAAAUCUAUAACUCCAGGAAAUUACCUGCAUAGAUAAUUGUUUAUUCUCAUAUUUGCACGAUCAUAAACCAGGCUGGUAAUGAUUUUCAGGGAGAAUCAAUUCGACUGUUCACCAUUUUCUGUUUUUGUCCCUAUAGGAAAGAUCUGGGAGGAAUGUAAAGAUAUCUGGUCGCAGGACAUCCGAGAAUAUCUCUCCGAGCCCUGGAACCUUCUCGAUUUCAGCAUUUUGGCCAUUUUUAUGACCUCCUUUAUCGCCAGGUUAAUGGCGUUUUGGCAUGCGUACUCUGCUCAGUGUUAUGUUGACAAGCACUACAAAGGCCGGUCCAACAUGAGCUUACCCUUUGAGAUACAGUAUUUUCAGCUGGGUGAGUGUGGACCCAAGAUUUCAUGUCUAAGUCGUGGUGAUUAAAUGCUGUUUUCAGAGAGUGUAGUACAACCAGAGACGUUUUAAUAGUUUUGUUUGAAACGGGGACAAGAAAGUGACAAAAAAGCAUUUAUUUCAGACUUGAUUUUCUGUAUUAUUUUGGCCUAAUAACUGCGUUUCUUCUCAGCUCGAAUCUACUGGAUGCCCUCAGACCCCCAGCUCAUUUCCGAAGGCCUCUACGCCAUCGCGGUCGUGCUGAGUUUCUCGCGCAUCGCGUACAUCCUCCCCGCCAACGAGAGCUUCGGUCCUCUGCAGAUCUCUCUCGGAAGAACAGUGAAGGAUAUCUUUAAGUUCAUGGUGGUUUUUAUCACGGUUUUUGUGGCUUUCAUGGUGGGGAUGUUCAAUCUGUACUCGUACUACCUCGGAGCCAAGCACAACGACGCCUUCACCACGUGAGUGUAACCUUCACUGUCGCUCUGUUUGAAUAUUUACCACGUUGGACUAAUUCAGUUUCCGUGUCUUCAUCUCUCAAGGCUUGAGGAGAGUUUUAAGACGCUCUUUUGGGCCAUUUUCGGCUUGUCAGAAGUGAAAUCCGUGGUCAUUAACAUCGACCAUAAGUUCAUAGAGAAUAUCGGAUAUGUUCUGUACGGGGUUUACAACAUCAUCAUGGUGAUUGUGCUGCUGAACAUGCUCAUCGCCAUGUUUAACAGCUCCUUCCAAGAAAUCGAGGUACUGUGAAGAUCAUUUUGUUCCUCUAUCAUGUCAGAUUUUAUGACACAGAUCAGAUAAAGUGGUUAAAGUUUUGCAUCUCCUGCUGGUCGUCUGAUGUUUCUCUGUUGCAGGAUGAUGCUGAUGUCGAGUGGAAGUUUGCCCGAGCCAAACUGUGGUUCUCAUAUUUUGAGAACGGUGGCACACUCCCCGUACCCUUCAACCUUGUCCCCAGCCCCACGUCUGUGGUUUCCCUCUUGCUGGGGUUAAAAGAGUUCCUCUGGGACACACCUGCAGGAAAAAAGAAAGAAAAUUCACACGAUGAGAUGGAGCUGAGCAGGGUGAGGAAACAGAGUAAACAGCUGAAUGCAUUUGCAACAACACUGAGGAGCUGUGUUUGGUGAUACUGACCAACAGCGCCCUCUUGUGUUAGAAUCACAAACCGCAGUGCCAACAUGGCUUCUCUUUUCUCUGUUUUUAAUCUCAGCUGAAGCAACAAGAAGAUCUAAAUCUGGAGGCAACACUUCGCCCGACUCACCACCAAGUACAACUGCUGCUUUCAUUAGCUUAUGUUGAUUAAUUUGCACAUAACUGUUCUGUAGAGUUCAGUUUUCCUUCCUCUUAAUAAGAGGAAAAAACACACUUUCUAUAAUCAACGACUAACAUUAAAAUAAACUACCAGAUGUUCUCAUUUUUCCUAGUUUGAUAAAUAAUUGCCUCGUCAGUUUGAGACUAAAACCUCUUUUUUAUUUCAGAAGAUAAUGAACCGCCUCAUCAAAAGACACAUCCUGAAAGCACAGAGAGAUAAAGACAACGAUGAAGUGAACGAAGGUGAGUUUGGCGGCGCUGUAAAAAUGUCUGGAUCUGCGAAUGAUGAGGAUUAAUCUGAGAGUGUUUCACAGGAGAACUGAAGGAGAUCAAACAGGACCUGUCCAGUCUCCGCUUUGAGCUGCUGGAACGAGGGGACCAUGACGUGGAGACGCUGGCAAAGCUCAUCAGGCAACUCGGACAAGUCAUACAUCAGCAGGAGAAGAAAAAACAGAACAGUUAG
Messenger RNA from Xyrichtys novacula (pearly razorfish), 3838 nucleotides. Lineage: Eukaryota; Metazoa; Chordata; Actinopteri; Labriformes; Labridae. The record is from the annotation of a GenBank genome assembly.